UAAUUAGAUGGAAGGGCCCUGUCCUUGUAAAUUUGUCGGGUCAUAACUCACACACGCGACAACACACGUCACAGUCUGAACGCUCCUCCACACGCCUUCUCCAUCAACUCCAGGUUGAUAUCUGGUCAGAGGGCGUACUUUCGCUUCCUAUCCACCUAGAUUAUUCCUUCAUCACCUGGGGCAAUGGAGAAAAGAGACGAGGAUCUGAAGAAGGCUCAGAUGCUGGACGCUCGAGCCAGAAACAUCAGCCACAACGUUCGCUGCACUGAAUGUGGGAGUCAGUCUAUCGAAGACUCACAGGCAGAUAUUGCUAUUCUCCUUAGACAGCUGAUCCGUGAUGAAAUAGGAGCUGGAAAAACAGACAAAGAGAUCUACAGUAAGCUCGAGGAUGAGUUUGGGGAGACUGUGCUUUAUGCUCCUAAAUUCGAUAUGCAGACAGCAGCACUGUGGUUAACUCCGGUUCUGAUUGCUGGAGGUACUGCUGCAGGGCUGGUUUAUAGUAAGCACAGGCAAAGGACAAACGUACACAUCAUGGCGCUGGACCUUAUUAGAAGUGUUCCAUUGACUCCAAAAGAGAGAGUUACCAUUCUCGAUCUUCUUAUUCCACCUCCCCCUCCUCCUCAGGGAGUGGUUUCCCAGUUGAGGAGAUGGCUAAACCUCCGUUAGUUCCUUAGAAGCUCUACUGUUUCUCGAGUCAGAUAUUGUUGUCUUAGCCCAAAUAAAUCAAUGCACACCGACUGUCUAGAAGAAUCAGAUAGAGGAUUAAACAAAAACUUACAGCAACAACUGCUGGGACAUGGAGGAUCUUGUUUGCGCCUUUGAAGG
Raphanus sativus (radish) is the source of this 825-nucleotide messenger RNA. RefSeq names its product cytochrome c-type biogenesis CcmH-like mitochondrial protein. Lineage: Eukaryota; Viridiplantae; Streptophyta; Magnoliopsida; Brassicales; Brassicaceae. The transcript is spliced from 4 exons. The coding region runs from base 184 to 666 and encodes 160 amino acids. The record is from RefSeq and is a predicted model, not a curated record.